This is a messenger RNA of Canis lupus familiaris (dog), 2223 nucleotides long. RefSeq names its product basic proline-rich protein-like. The record is from RefSeq and is a predicted model, not a curated record. The coding region runs from base 1 to 2223 and encodes 740 amino acids. The transcript is spliced from 2 exons. Lineage: Eukaryota; Metazoa; Chordata; Mammalia; Carnivora; Canidae.
AUGGGGGGGGCACCGGACGCGGAGCAGGUGACAGGUGACAGAGGAGGUGGGGGCCCGGGGCGCGGGAGGGCGCCGAGGGCCUGCGCGCCGGGCGGUGACCCGGGCGGGCUCAGGGGGCCCCGGGCGGCCUCGGGGGCCCUCGGGGGGUCCCGGCGUCCGGAGGGAAUCCUGAGGCUCUGCGGCCCCGGGGGCCUGGGAGCGGCGGGGGUCGGGGAGGCCAGGGGCUGCCAAGGGCCUCGGGGCGGGGGGCCCGUAACGGCGAGGAGGGGUCUCGGGGACCGCGGGGGCUCUGGGCCCGCCCCCCGCCCCCCUCCCCCCGGGCCCCUCACCUGCGGGCGCCUCACCUGCGGGCCCGGCUCCCGCCGCCGCCUCCCGCUCAGCGGUGCUCCGCGCUCCGGGGCUCCGGGCGGCCGCGCGCUCCCCGGCUGGGCGGGGCCGGCGGCGGCGAGGGCUGCGCGCGCAGCCCGGGGGGCGGGGCGGGGGCGGGGCCCCGGGGCGGGAGCCACCGCCUCCCGACGCGGUGGGGGACGCGCGGAGCGCUCGCGCCUUCGAACCCGCGGGUCUGCGCGUCCUCGCUGCUCGCGUCGGGAAAAUGGGCGCAGGCGCACUCUGCGGGGACCCGGGGAGCGACUCCGUGCGCCCGGAAGCGCCCGACGCUGGGGGGCCUGUGCGUGUGCGCGCGCCCCCCGCGGUCCCGCCUCCCCGCCGCGCCCGGACCCCGGGGCCCCCCUCCGCGCCCCGACCCCGGAACCCCCCUCCGCGCCCGGACCCCGGGGCCCCACCUCCGCGCCAGGACCCCGAAACCCCCCUCCACACCCGGACCCCGGAACCCCUCUCCGCGCCCUGACCCGGGGCCCCACCUCCGCGCCAGGACCCGGGGGCCCCCCUCCACACCCGGACCCUGAAACCCCCCUCUGCACCCUAACCCCCGGGGCCCCCCUCCGCGCCCUGACCUCUGGGGCCCCCCUCCGCGUCCUGACCCCUGGGCCCCGCUCCACACCCGGACCCCGGAACCCCUCUCCGCGCCCUGACCCCGGGGCCCCCCUCCACACCCGGACCCCGAAACCCCCCUCCGCGCCCGGACCCCCGGACCCACCUCCGCGCCAUUACCCCGGGGCCCCCCUCCGCACCCUGACCCCCGGGGCCCCCCUCCGCUCCCUGACCCGGGGCCCCACCUACGCGCCAGUACCCCGGGGCCCCCCUCCACACCCGGACCCCGGAACCCCUCUCCGCGCCCUGACCCGGGGCCCCACCUCCGCGCCAGGACCCGGGGGCCCCCCUCCACACCCGGACCCUGAAACCCCCCUCUGCACCCUAACCCCCGGGGCCCCCCUCCGCGCCCUGACCUCUGGGGCCCCCCUCCGCGUCCUGACCCCUGGGCCCCGCUCCACACCCGGACCCCGGAACCCCUCUCCGCGCCCUGACCCCGGGGCCCCCCUCCACACCCGGACCCCGAAACCCCCCUCCGCGCCCGGACCCCGGGACCCACCUCCGCGCCAUUACCCCGGGGCCCCCCUCCGCACCCUGACCCCCGGGGCCCCCCUCCGCUCCCUGACCCGGGGCCCCACCUACGCGCCAGUACCCCGGGGCCCCCCUCCACACCCGGACCCCGGAACCCACCUCCGCGCCCUGACCCGGGGCCCCACCUCCGCGCCAGGACCCCGAAACCCCCCUCCACACCCGGACCCCGAAACCCCCCUCCGCGCCCUGACCCCCGGGGCCCCACCUCCACACCCGGACCCCGGAACACCUCUCCGCGCCCUGACCCGGGGCCCCACCUCCGCGCCAGGACCCCGGGGCCCCCCUCCGCGCCCUGACCUCCGGAACCCCGCUCCGCGCCCGGGCCCCACCUCCGCGCCCAGACCCCCCUCCGCGCCAGGACCCCGGAACCCCCCUCCGCACCCUGACCCCCGGAACACCCUCCGCACCCUGAUCCCAGGAACGCCCCCUCCGCGCCCGGACCCGGGGACCCCCCUCCGCACCCUGGCCCCCGGGGAAUCCCUCCGCCGGUCCCCGGGACGACACCCCCGCCCCCCGUCCGCGCCCCCGAUUCGCGCUGCGGCCCAGGGAGUCCUGCCCAGCGCUGUGCUGCCUGAGAGCCCUUCGCACCCCCUGGAGCAGCGCGCCUGCUGUCCUCUCCCUCUCUCCCUCCCGUACCUCCAUGGGGUCCCCGGGUCCCCGAAGCUCCGCGGAGCCCGGCGGCCGUUGCCCAGGUGCCCGUGA